AGAGUGCAGGGAAGAGGCUGGUGUGAAGGGCUGCAUUUCAAUGAGGGAAGGGCCAAUGCAAAUAAGUGCAAUAUAGCAGAAGAAAGCAGCUGCAAACCAGACUCCCAUCUCUAACAGGCAGCACACCACAAGACACAACAAAGGCAUCCUGCUUUCUUUAGCAGCUACAUCAUCUGUAGCCUUAAAUAUUACUUAAUAGUAGACAAAGUCGGAAGCUUCUGCACUUAUAAUAUUCAGGAUAAAUUAGAGUAUUCCUUGAGAAAUCUUAGCCUGACAGACAAGGAACCUACUAGGAUGUCUUUUGUAAAAGAUAUGGAGUUGGAGCACUUUGAUGAAAGGGAUAAAGCUCUACGAUAUGGCCGAUCAUCUCGGGUAAAUGGUUUACCUAGUCCGACCCACAGUGCCCACUGUAGCUUUUACAGAACCCGCACUUUGCAAACACUAAGCUCUGAGAAAAAAGCAAAGAAGGUUAGAUUCUACCGAAAUGGAGACAGGUAUUUCAAAGGAAUUGUAUACGCCAUCUCUCCAGACCGGUUUCGGUCGUUUGAAGCACUGCUGGCUGAUCUGACUCGAACUCUGUCUGAUAAUGUGAAUCUACCACAGGGAGUAAGGACCAUCUACACCAUAGAUGGUAACAGGAAGAUAAGCAGCCUUGACACGCUGGUAGAAGGAGAGAGCUAUGUUUGUGGAUCAAUCGAACCAUUUAAAAAACUUGAGUACACUAAGAAUGUAAACCCCAACUGGUCAGUGAAUGUAAAAACCACUGCUGCAGUUCGUGCACCCGUAUCUCUUGGUAGUGCCAAAACGGCCCCCAUAGAAUCAAAGGAAAGCAAAGAUUUUAUCCGACCUAAGCUAGUCACUAUCAUCAGGAGUGGUGUAAAACCUCGUAAGGCUGUCAGGAUUCUCCUUAAUAAGAAAACCGCACAUUCCUUUGAGCAGGUUCUCACAGAUAUUACUGAUGCAAUUAAACUCGAUUCGGGUGUGGUGAAACGAUUGUAUACACUAGACGGAAAACAGGUUUUGUGCCUUCAAGAUUUCUUUGGUGAAGAUGACAUUUUUAUUGCCUGUGGUCCAGAGAAGUUUCGGUAUCAGGAUGACUUCCUUCUGGAUGAAAGUGAAUGUCGAGUGGUGAAAUCCACAUCAUACACUAAAAUUGCCACUACAUCUCGCAGGAGUGCCACAAAGAGUCCAGGCCCGUCGAGGCGCAGCAAAUCUCCGGCCUCCACAAGCUCAGUCAAUGGGACCCCAGGAAGCCAGCUGUCUACGCCUCGUUCUGGAAAAUCACCAAGCCCCUCUCCAACCAGCCCGGGAAGCCUGCGUAAACAGCGGGGCUCUCAGCACAGUGGUUCCUCAACAUCAUUAGCGUCUACCAAAGUAUGCAGCUCCAUGGAUGAAAAUGAUGGGCCAGGCAAUGAAGAAGUGAUAGAAGAUAAUUUCCAGGUCCCGGCCUCUAUAGCAGAACGAUAUAAAGUCGGGAGAAUAAUAGGAGAUGGAAAUUUUGCCUUUGUAAAAGAAUGCAUAGAAAGGUCGACAGGUAGAGAAUAUGCCUUGAAAAUUAUCAAUAAAAGCAAGUGCAGAGGAAAAGAACAUAUGAUACAGAAUGAAGUAUCAAUCCUAAGAAGGGUAAAACAUCCAAAUAUUGUCCUUUUGAUUGAAGAGAUGGACACCCCAACUGAACUAUACCUGGUCAUGGAGCUAGUUAAGGGAGGUGACCUUUUUGAUGCUAUAACAUCUACCAACAAGUACACAGAACGGGACGCCAGUGGAAUGUUAUACAAUCUGACCAGCGCUAUUAAAUACUUACACAGUCUAAACAUUGUUCACAGAGACAUCAAACCAGAGAACCUCCUGGUUUAUGAACAUCAGGAUGGCAGCAAGUCCCUAAAGCUGGGAGAUUUUGGUUUAGCUACAAUAGUAGAUGGGCCUCUCUAUACCGUCUGCGGAACUCCAACAUAUGUGGCCCCUGAGAUUAUAGCAGAGACAGGAUAUGGCCUAAAGGUGGAUAUUUGGGCUGCUGGUGUGAUAACGUACAUCCUACUGUGUGGGUUUCCACCAUUCCGGGGAAGUGGAGAUGACCAGGAAGUAUUAUUUGACCAGAUUAUGCUUGGCCGUGUGGAUUUUCCAUCUCCAUACUGGGACAAUGUUUCAGAGUCUGCAAAGGAGUUGAUCACCAUGAUGCUUCAGGUUGAUGUGAACCAGCGGUUCUCUGCCUUGCAAGUGCUCGAACAUCCCUGGGUAAAUGAUGAUGGACUGCCAGAGAAUGAACACCAGCUCUCCGUGGCAGGGAAGAUAAAGAAGCAUUUCAACACAGGACCUAAAACCAAUAUCACAGCAGCUGGAGUUUCUGUUUUAGCAACCACCGCUCUUGAUAAGGAGAGGCAGAUUUUCAGACGAAGACGCAACCAGGAUGUGAGGAGUUCCUAUAUGGCACAACGCGCACCACCAGAACUUAACUCAGAAUCAGAAGAUUAUUCACCAAGCUCAUCGGAGACUGUUCGCUCACCUAAUUCGCCCUUUUAAUGGGUCACCUUGGUUAUCGAUAAAUCUUGGCUUAACCUUUUGAGCACCGAAUGUCCAUGGCACCAGCUGCAAAAAUGGUUAAAUAACAGCGGGAUUCAUAACAUUCUUGAAAACGUAAAAAGGAAAUCUAUUUGGAUAGGAUGCCUCUAGAAUUAUUCAACUCUAAUUGUAAAAGGACGUUCACUUUGCUUUCCAGAUAGCAAAAUGCUGCUUUUGUUUGUUCUCAAAGGGUUAAGGCAAUUUUCUAAAUUAUUUUUUAAAUAGAAAUAAUGAAUGUUUUGUCAGUCACGCUAGGAAAGCACUGCAAUAUGUAAGUCUAGGAAGAGUUAACCCUCUGAGUGCCAAGUAAUAUUUCAGCAAUGAUGCACAGUUUCCAUGGCAGAAAAAUAAAUAAAUAAAUAAAUCAGCAGGGGUAAAGCUCAAUGAAGAAAGAGCUCUUUUCUGUAGUUUAAGAAAGUAGAUCUACCCCCCCCCCCCCGGCUAUAUUCAUCUCUAUCCUGUUUUUUAUGUAGAAGUUACCCAAUGGUCAUGAAACAGAGGGGUGAUACUGAUGAAAUAACUGUAUGAGCUUAUAUGAGAAAGGAACGAACUUCACAAAGAACUUUGUUCCAUCUUAGUUAGAAGCAAUCUGGAUCAGAGAAGAGUCAGAAGUUGGAAUUUGUAGCACAAUUUGGCAGAUGAUAAAAUCAUGUUUCAGAAAAUUGGCAUUGCCAGAAGGAAGCCCCUUACUAAAAUUUUUGAAUAUUCAGGCGUACAGAAUAAAGGUCUGAAGUAUGUAACAAAUUGUAUGUCAGCAAGCGUCAUUACAGCAGUAUGCAUCACAUUUUGGUAACAGCACCCUGAGUGAGAGUACAAGCAGAUGAGAGAAAGUUAAUGUUAUCCUAUCUAGUGCCAUGUCUAAUUGUCUCUCAAUCUACUUGUGACUUUACCUAAGGAGACUGCUGACCUGGUUUGGCAAUUUAGCUGUGAAAAAAAAAUAUUCCUUUGUAGAAUCACAGCUACGUUAGAAAUUCGGUAACGUGUAACAAAAAUAGCUACUGUCGUUUAUAGUGCUGAAAGUCACACUGUGAAAUUAUGUAUCAAAAGGGAAACUUACCUGGAAGUUAGCAUCUAACAUUAGCUAAUAUCUGUAUUUCAAACCAAUAUGUUUAGUGUAAUUGCACUUUACUUCUUGGAUAUGAUGUCUUCACAAGGCCAUAUGACAUGACUGAAUUGGUACUGCUAUUAAAAUUAAAUAAAAAGAAGAGGAUAAAGAAGAGAUAUGUAUAUCAUCCAGUGAGGAUCCUCUGUUCAAAGUGAUAUACACCAUGGGUUCUGUUCAUGUUGUGAUAAUAACGCUUUCUCCAGCUCAUAUUUAUUGGCAUUAUCUUGGUUUGCUGCUUCGAACUGUUAGAUGCAGUUAACCAUUAACAACAAUAUAGCAUUUCCUGUUCAUUCAUGCUUCUAUUAACCAGUCCAUCACUAGCAAUGGGCAAAAAGCAAACAUGUGACAUGGAAACAAAGUACUGUUGUUAUGAAUGUCUGUUCUUGUUUUGGUGCAGUAAAUGCAGCCAUCCUGACCCACCAUGUGAAUUUGUGCUUAUGUGGCAUACACACAUACACAUAUGCACACAUUGCCAUGCAUGCAUGUGAUGUGUGUAUACUUUCACAUGUUAAGAGUCUUUGACCUGUACUAUUUUUGUAUGUCCACUUAAGUUAUCUCAAAGAUGAAUUUCAUUUUGUUGCUGAAAGACUUAUGUCUACUUCAAUUUCCAACACCCAACUUAUCGAAUGUAACUAGACUGCCCCCAAUUUACCACUGGGGCUUACACUAACUUGCAUGAUCCUUCAAAUUUAUAUUUUUGCUAAAAGGCUGCACCCUACAAUGUGGGAGUUUAUGCAUUCAUCCCCAUUCUGUGAAUAUACUGCCUCCAGGAUUGCACCAGCUUGAAGGAAAGGGAAACGCAGUGUAUAUAUGUCAGUGAGACCUUGAAGGUGGUAUACGCGUACAUUCGGGUUGUAACCCCUCCACACAUCGGGGGGUGAUGAGGGCAUCUCCCCUGGAAAAAAACAUUAAUUUUGAUAUUUUUAAUUUAUUUACCACUGUCAAAUGGGAACAUCAGAACAAUGUGAUUGGUGAUCUGGUCAUUUAUGGCAUGUUGAGGUGAACCUAAAGACUUCAAUGUCAUUUUUGGAUUGUAAAUUCCACAUAUUACAAAAUGUGCAACAAACAUGGAGUUGUUGAGUGUAUUACACUGCAGUCUGUGUGCACAAAAAUCCACAAGAGGUCUUUCUAAUGCAAUAAGCACAUCUUAUGGCCACCAUCUUAUUUAUUCUGUAUCAUAUUUAUUACUGAUUUUCUUAUGUAUAUUGUUAUUUAUUAAUACUGAUUUUAAGUGCAUUAGUUAAUUUUGAAAUGAAAAACAUACUGCCAUAUUUUUAUAUUUGUCUCAGAGGGUGAAUUUUCAUUUCCCUGUAGGUGUGUGAGUUUGUUAUAUGCACUAGAGAUAAACUAUUUGUACUUUUCUUUACAAAGGACAACUUGCACACAUACAUUAUUACUUUAACCUUUUAUUAUACCUCUAGAUUUAAUGAGACAGAUAUACAAAUAUGGUUCUAACAGUGAGACUUAAACAUAACUUUAUUUUCUCUUUGAAUACUACCAUUUAAAAUGAAAGUAUAUUUUGUAGUCUUUUUAUCAUUCAGUGAUUUCUACGGUAUUUUCUCUUUCUUGACUACCAGAUAUUUAAAUAGACCAUUAACUAUGGCAAGAAACAUCUUUUCUCAGUCAUUGAUGUAUGAGUUUGCUCAAUAUUACUAUUAAGCAGCUUGCAGUCCACAUGACAUAACUGGAAUUUCUGGUUUGCUCUGAAAUACAAAAUGUAAUUUGCAUAGUAUUUUCCAUUUUCUUGUAUUAAAAUGUACUGAAAGAAUUGUCCCAGCUAUUCAGGUCCAUGCAAAACAGAAUACAACAUAUAUGCAGUCAAAUGUGUAACAUUGAUGUGUACUCUUGCUGUAACAGAUAUGAUUUUACUGCACUUGGCACGCAUACUAAAAUGACACAGAAUGACAAUAUAGCAUUCAGAGGGUUAACUGAAAAAACAUAUGGCAUUCCAAUAAUAUUGGUGUAUCCAAAUGCUUAGCUUUUUAGCCAGUGUUUGCUCAUUUACUGAAAAUUCUUGAAAAAAUAACAUUUUGCAUUUGAGAUCUUCUACAUGUGAUUGUUCAAGCAGUUUCUAUAACCAAAUUAAUCUUAUUUUUUAGUUCUUAAAUUAAUGAAAACUUGCAAUAUUAAUGCUGUGUAAGUUAACAGUACAAAAUGAUCUUAAUUCUAAAAUCCCAUUCAGUAUUUUUUGGAGACGAAUGCUUUAUAUAAAGUAUAAAUUAGGUGGCAGUGAUGAGAGAAAAUCCUUAUAGCUAUUAAAUGAACAGUGCUCCAAUGGUUGACCAGAAUGUGCAAACUCCAAAUUUUUCUUUCGGUAGUGCAUUAAGGAAUUUGAGUAAGUACAUUAUAAUAUUUAUAGUAAUUCAGUGAAAGUUGUUGAAAAUGAAUUUGGUUCUAAUUAAUGGACUUAAUUCAUGCUGUUGUAGCACAGAUGGUCGAACUGUGGCAUUUAACAAGAUGGAGUUUGGUUUAGACUGUUCGGACAAACACCAAGACUUUUGAAUGAAAUGCCAUUGUUUUACAGUAGCCCUUGUCUAAAUAUGGUGCAUACUACAACAAACAAGCCAAACCUGUGAAUAAACAAUUCACUGAACGUA
Protopterus annectens (West African lungfish) is the source of this 6261-nucleotide messenger RNA. RefSeq names its product doublecortin like kinase 1 (gene DCLK1). The transcript is spliced from 17 exons. The record is from RefSeq and is a predicted model, not a curated record. Gene Ontology annotation, molecular function: ATP binding; protein kinase activity. Gene Ontology annotation, biological process: intracellular signal transduction; protein phosphorylation. Bases 295 to 2520 code for a protein of 741 amino acids. Lineage: Eukaryota; Metazoa; Chordata; Ceratodontiformes; Protopteridae.